UAAUCUGUCUUGUCAAACGCUUAAAGCGCUCGGGAUCUCAUGUUGGGUGUCGUGUCGUUUUCAUUUGCGGCAUAUUGAAUGACGUGAUCUCCGUGUAUUCAGCGGAGGACAUGCGUUUACGGGCAACGCUUUGUUGAGCAAGAUCCACGGCCAGAAUAACACAACAGCCAUUAAGAGAAGACGAUCACACUGGAUUUAAUGACACUCCAUCAAAGCAUCACAUUCUGAUCAAACAAGACAUGGAUGGAUACUUGCCACCACAGUUCCAGACGCUGACAGACCAUAAGAAGUUUUGUCAAGACAAUUCACUGAUGAUGGACCAAGGCGCACCGUACAGCAUAAACAUGAAUGUUUACUUACCCGAUGUCACCUACCUGCGGACUGGCAUGUGCAGGCCUGUGAGAUCCACGGUGCCGCAGAUCAAGACAGAACCUAUGCAUUCGUCUUUCAACUACUCCGCUUGCCACGGUGCGGUUGCGCCUGCUGUGCCGCACCAAGAGUACACAAACCUCUACAGCCCGGGUGCAGAAACCGGAAACGUUUAUGUCAAGCACGAGACGUCAUCCCUCGAAUUUCCAGAUGUUCCUUUGUUUCAGCUGUUGAACUCUGAGCUCGACCCUAAUGUGCCUGGACCGCACGAUUCUCACAAUGUCGUAUGCCCGCAGAUGUCAACAUAUAACAGCGUUCAUCCACCGCCCGGUCAUAUUGCAGAGAGAUCCCUAUGUAACAUGGGAAGCAGCGGUUACCCUCUACCUGCUCAGGUGGGCCAGCAGCAUCAUCCUCAGAAGAGAGCGGCUUAUCUUCCGCCCUCCCCUCCGAAUUCAGAACCCGGCAGCCCGGAUAGGAGGAAAGAACUUAUACAGAACCUGUCUCCACCUCCGUCGUAUGCUGUGAGCAUGGCCUCAAAAAUGGCAGGUCUUACCCCGGGCCCAGGUCUUGCUCCAUCUGUGCAAACGCAAGCAGUUCCUGCUCAGUUCACCCGAAGGAACAAUCCAGAUCUUGACAAACGAAGAAUACAUCACUGUGAUGUACCAGGGUGUAAGAAAGUCUACACCAAGUCUUCACAUUUAAAGGCCCAUUUACGGACUCACACGGGCGAAAAGCCAUACAAGUGCUCGUGGGAGGGGUGUGAUUGGCGGUUCGCCCGUUCUGAUGAGCUGACGCGCCACUUCAGGAAGCACACGGGAGCCAAACCUUUCCAGUGCGCCGUAUGCAGCCGUUGCUUCUCGCGAUCGGACCACCUGGCCCUCCACAUGAAAAGACACCAGAACUAGAGCCGCCCAGUCUCGUUGUUCUGACGGUGCUGCGGGAGAGCUAUCGGGACCUCUGAUGAUGAUACUAAUUAGGAUUUGGGUGUGUCGGUUAAUCUUGGGUUUUGGCAGUUCAUCAGGUACAACAGGACCAAACCCUGCCGCCGGUACGGCUCCUGUGGUCACGAAACCAGCUAAUUGAUGAGAACAUUGCUCAUCUGCCAGUUGAGACAUUCUUUUGUUUGUCAUUCGAUUCAUUCGUCUGCAUACUUCGAGGUGAUUAUUUAUGACGCAACUACUUUAAAUGUGCCUUUUUUACCUUGUAGAUUUAAGGUGCCACAGGAAAAUAUACAAUUUAAGAUGUUGUAGGCGGUUUUUUCUGCUCUUUAAGUGAACACUGUUAGUCGUGUCACAAGGUAAAUUAUAUCGUAACAACAGUCAGCUCUUGUUUGAUUUCAUUUUAGAGUUGUCGAACCAAACCCACAUUAAUGACACGAGCCGCAAAUGCUAAGUCAGAACAAAUUAACAUUUCUCAAAAGCUGCACUUAAACGUAAACGAAGCCGCAGAAAUUCUUGCGGGAACCACAGAGUAAUUCGAAAAUCAAGUGUAGCUUCUGUAAACCAAAGAAACAGAAAGAGUGGAGAUCAGUUCGAAUUAUAAAUGGUUUGAUGGUGAUUUAAAAAUUCAGCGCCUGGUUUCACAGACAAGGCUUAAGGCUAGUCUUAGACUAAAACACAUGUUGGAGCUGUGAUCUUAAAAUGUGCCAGUGUCAUUGAUUUGUCUAAAAAUACACACCAGAAACAUCUUUUUCGAAUGGAUCUUUAUAAAUGAUGCUUAAACAUUUAAUUUAACUAAAGCCUAGUCCUGGCUUUAGCUAAGCCUCGUCUGUGAAACCAGGUCAAAGUGUUUUACAGAGCACAAUCUGAAGUUUCAUAUACUGAUACAAACUCCUGUCAGUGUCAGUUUCGGUGUUUUACCGAAAAUGCAAUAAGAGAUAAGACGAAUGCUGUAUUUUUCUGGACAGAUCAGAUAUCAUUUCCUUCCAUAGUGUAAUUGUUUGUUUACCUUACUAUGCAUUUGUUUGGGAUAAAUGAUAGCUUUAAAUGUACAUAUUCCUCCGGCGUGUAUUUAUUUUGCACAGAUUUGUUUUCUAUUUUAUAAAUGUAACUCGUGCUCACAUCAAAUGUGGCGCACGUUUGGGUUACAGGGACGCGGUUUUAGAAAUCUUUGCAGUAAUAGUGCUGUAAGUGGCUGCAUUAUUUGGAACAAUGCAGCUGCAUGUUUACAUUACUUUGUUUGGCUUACGGUGUGCGUUACAUCUGUAUGUGUGGACUCAUAAAACCUUUAAUUUUACAUU
Paramisgurnus dabryanus is the source of this 2608-nucleotide messenger RNA. RefSeq names its product Kruppel like factor 5b (gene klf5b). The record is from RefSeq and is a predicted model, not a curated record. Gene Ontology annotation, molecular function: DNA-binding transcription factor activity, RNA polymerase II-specific; RNA polymerase II cis-regulatory region sequence-specific DNA binding. Gene Ontology annotation, biological process: regulation of transcription by RNA polymerase II. NCBI's taxonomy places the organism in Eukaryota, Metazoa, Chordata, Actinopteri, Cypriniformes, Cobitidae.